CAAAUUUCAAAGGACUUCCUGGGGAAAAGGACGCGAAAAGAAGAACAACAGCGAUUAAAUAACCAAUAAAUAUCCCGGUUUGCAAUUGCAUUUCUUCUUAAAAGGGGUGGAGACCGUGGGACGUCAUGACACACCUUGUAGGCACAACUUUCUGUUUAGUCUGAAUCGUGACCUAGAUUUUUAUCACACGCGUUGGCCCCGUGUUUUAUAUCCCACAUACAUUUGCAUUAUAUGAGUAUGAUGAAUUAGACUAUUUUAAACAUCAGCAUUCCUUUUAUAUACAAUUUUAAAACCAAUAUCCCUCCACCUGUUUGUAAUAUUAGUAAAGUUAUGUUUACGCAUCACAUUACGCUCGUAUUUUAAACGUGAUAUUUAAGCUUUCACCAUUUGAAACUAACCCGCUUUAAAAAAGAAACAAAGUCAAAAUGUGCCCAGUCUGACAGACAGCAAACCGCUUCCCAAGUUAAGCACAGGGUCAGGGUUUUAGUCUGGCUGACUCGGUCGCAUUUGGGAGAGGGGUUGUUGGGAGGCGACAGCGAUGCUGUCCGAAGUUCAGCCCUGCUUUCAGCUCCUGAGAAUCGGCUCCUCAACGACCAACGACGCACUGCCAGACUCAUCCCGGGACUUGUACACGUUUCGCCCAGCCCUCACUCACUCGGUGUUUAGGCUCGGCCGUGCAGCAGAGCUGUGCGACGUGACCCUAGAUGCAGUCAACGUGUCACGUAUCCACGCGGAGCUGCAUGCCGAGAAGGUGACAGCCGUGAAUGGAGAGGAGGGCUGGAAAGUGCUCGUCAAGGACAAGAGCAGCAAUGGCACUUGGGUCAACGAUGCACGCCUGCAGCCCGGUGUGCAGUGGGAGCUUUCCGACGGUGACACCCUGGCCUUUGGCGGCCAAUCGGAGCAGGGCAGCCCCGACUUCUACUUCCUGUUCCAGAAGGUGUGCGUGCGGCCGCUUGACUUCGACGCCAUCACCCUGCCCAAGGCUGGCGGUGGCUCCUUCUCCUCAGACCUCCAGAACCGCAUCCGCACCAGCCUGGAGCGCAAGGUGGAGCCCCAGCUGGACCUGUCGCGGCUGUCCAUCAAGCGGGCCACGGUGAUCCUCAACUCAAUUGGCAGCCUGAGCAAGAUGAACGGCAGCAGCUGGACCUUCCGGCGCUCCACCGACUGCACCCCGACGCCCACCCCCACCUCCAGCCGGGUGGGCAGCCCCACGCCAGCCUCCCUGGCCCAGUCCCUGGUGCCCCCUUCCACGCCACCCCCUCCGGCCAGCGUGCACCCGCACCGGCCCGCCACCUCCUGCAGCACCUCGGCCAAGAGCCGCCGCAAGUCGGCCCACACCGUGCUGCUGGAGGACGACAGCGCCGACGAGCAACGCGGUCAGUCAGGCAGCGGCGUCACCACGGCGGGCGAGGCCCGUCUCAGGGGCCGCAAGAGGCGCCGUCUCUACAAGUCCGAAUCCGAGGCGCCGCCACCUCCUAACAUACACUACCACCACCACCACCCCCACCAGCCCUCGCUCGCUGUGGCGCCCAUCGCCAAGCCCGAGCCCAGAGCCGCCGGCACCGCCCUGCCUAGGCCUCACAUCAACAUCAGCGCCUACCACGGCCACAUCCACCACCACCAGCACAACAGCAGUAGCAACCACAGUCACGUCGUCGAGGGGCGGGUUGCGCCGCAGUUUGUGGCCAACAACAUCCUGGUGCGACGCAGCAGUGCCGAGCCCAUUCGCGCCUCCAUGGGCGGGAGAGGCGGAGGAGGGGCCGUGUACCGAGGGCAGAGGGCCGAGCUGCAGCAGAAGGGGAUGUCUCCGGCCGCAGCUGCGCGAGGGGGCAGGAGGAGGGCGUCGGCACCCUCGCCCAUGUACUCCCCCCUGGUGGUGGGAGGGGAGAGCUACAACCUGGCCUCGCCCUCCGUGCGGCUGGCCAGGGGCGGCAGGGAGAGGAACCAGUUCUCCAGAUUCCAUGUCACUACAGGGAAGCGGCGCGGCAGACCCAGGAAGCACCCUCUGCCUCCUCGCCCCUCCCUCCCCUCCCCCACCUCCUCCUCGUCCUCCUCAUCCUCCUCCUCCUCUUCUUCUUCCUCCUCGUCUUCCUCCUCCUCUUCCGAGGAUGACGAGGAGGAUGAAGAGGAGCGUGGGCAGACGGGUGCGGUGGAGGCGUGUGCGGCGGGCAUGAGGUGCCGGCUUCCCCAGCAGGACACGGUGCAGUGGAUCCAGUGCGACGACUGCGACGGCUGGUACCACGUGGACUGCCUGCGCUGCGCCCGCGCCUCCCUCCUGCUCGACCCCAACGCUGACUUCCACUGCGGAUGCCGCUGAGGGGAUUCGAACCCCACCAACCCCCUCUCUUCUCCACCACCCUGUACCAUCCUCCUCCUCCUCCUCACAUAAACACAAGCUCGACCCCAACGCUGACUUUUACUGCGGAUGCCUCUGACGGGAUUCGAACCCCAAUCAACGCCCUCUCUCCACCCCCCCAAUACCAACGUCCUCUCUACCUCCUCCUCACAUAAGCACAUGCUCAAACCCAAUGCUGAUUUAACACUGUGGAUGCUGCCGAGGCUUUGAACCAUCAGCCCAUUGGCGUAGCCCAAAAACACAGACAUGCCCAUAGUACUAUCAUACAAUCAUAUUCUGAUACUCACACUUGCACAGGCACACUAUCAUACAAUCAUAUUCUGAUACUCACACUUGCACAGGCAUGCUAGUACACUCACACACAAUUAGACUCACUUGUACACUUGCACAUACCACACAUAUUCCUUCCAUUUAUAUGCAGUGCCAGAGAUGUUUACUUGUUCAAUUUAUAGAGCAAGGCUUAUGCUUCUACUAUUGAUGUCCAUAGAGGAUGUGAGUUUCAUAGCUUUUGAGGCCUCCUUUAUGUUCUAUAAUGAACAAAUCAACAUGUCUGAUUCUGAGACAGACAC
Molecule: messenger RNA, 2925 nt
Organism: Engraulis encrasicolus (European anchovy)
Lineage: Eukaryota; Metazoa; Chordata; Actinopteri; Clupeiformes; Engraulidae
Gene: tcf19l
Product: transcription factor 19 (SC1), like
Exons: 6
Coding region: 539-2317 (592 amino acids)
Biological process (GO): regulation of gene expression
Cellular component (GO): nucleus
Molecular function (GO): protein binding
Source: RefSeq, a predicted model, not a curated record